AUGAAUAACGAUUCCACAUCGAAGAAGACUUGGACAUCGUCUUCGAUAAACAAAACUGUAGAACGAUGCGAGAUCACUGGGCUGCAGACAGUGGCAUCCUACAACUGGCUGAAAGAUAGUACAUUGGUCGUUCCUGGUGCACCCGGCGUGGUCUCGAAGGACCUCCAAAGCAACCUCCAGUUGACUCGAGAACAGGGCACUAAUGUCAUAGACGAGAAUCAUCUGCGCCAUCCUAGCGCUCCACUCGAACCGCUCUUUCGUAGUGUUAUGCUGUGCUCGCCCGACUUCGACUUCUCGGAUGUAGACAUUGUCUCGGAUCGCAACAACAUUCGCAAACUACACAGCUUUCUGGAAGGGACCCGCACGAAGGAUUUCCGUAUAGAUGUGUGCCGAGUGGGUGAUCUAGUGCUACUGCAGCGCGUUGAACCUAAGGAUGUAGACUACCCCGAGCAUGCUGGUUUCGGAUUUGAUUUUGAGCGAGUGUAUGCAGAGCGAGACCGGCCACAUUCCGCUGGAACUCAUAGGCGUGUAGUUUAUUAUGACCUAGCAGGAAUGGGUAUGCUUAUAGGGAGUGAGACUGACGCUGUCCUGGACAGGAACACUGACGAUAUCGAGUAUGAUCUAUCCACAGCGCUAGCCGUGGUGAGCAUCAACAAUGAGACUACUCAGAAAGACUUCAAGGACUCCGAUCUCAAAAUACGUAGGGGAGGUGCGCCAUUGACCACAGUGAAAUACGAUGCGGCGGAGUUGUGUACGAAAGCGAUCAAAUUUGCGCACGAAUUUGACUACGCCGAUAAAUGGCUACAGAUGUACCUGGCUGGAGCCAAAUAUCUCUUACUCGGAUUUCAUCUCAGAGGUUACAUCACAUCACCCGAGCUGAUAGAUAUCGAUAUGUGCAAAGAGAGAGUAGAAGGCGACCCUAGCCGAAAUAUGGGCCGACUUGCGGCAUUGCUAGAUGAGAUUGUCGAUGUCGCGCAAUCGUACCCUGAAGAUGUUAUUUGGACAUUGCAUUUCACAGCCAGUACUCAAAAGCUGGUCAAAAAGCGGCUUAAUCGCUAUCGGUAA
This is a messenger RNA of Sphaeroforma arctica JP610, 1065 nucleotides long. RefSeq lists its product as hypothetical. The record is from RefSeq and is a predicted model, not a curated record. The transcript is spliced from 2 exons. NCBI's taxonomy places the organism in Eukaryota, Ichthyosporea, Ichthyophonida. The coding region runs from base 1 to 1065 and encodes 354 amino acids.